CUAGGCAUAGAGAUUUGCGUUUUUCAGUCGGUGCAAAAUUAAUUAAGCAAUAAUUGCGCGCGCACUGCGGUUAACGCGCACUCCCUCUCUCUCCCUCUCUCUCUCUACCGGGGAAAGGAGCGCGCGUGGAGUGAUGACACUCAGCCACAGUGCUGAGGCGCGCGUGCCUCUCUGCUGCAUCAUAUUCCUCCUGGUGGAGUUUUAAAACAUCCGCUUAUUAACAGAGGAACAGAGGGAUAGGAUUGUUCUUCCUAGAAUAGUUAUAAUAAAAAAUAUAUAUAUUUCAAUGAACAAAUAAAAUGCCUACAGUUGCAGAAUCAUCAUUUAGUGGAAUUCGGCGGAUUUUUCUCUGAAGCGCGCGCGGGAGGUGCCGGAAAAAAGGCGCAAGGCACGAGCGAAACAUUUUGGGAAGUUUGUGAAAUUUACAGGAUUUUUUUUGUGUGUGUGUGCGCAAGAUGCCGCGUAACUCCGCGGCCCUGUGGCUCGGCGUGCUGGCGCUGGUGGCGCUGACAGCCGCGCAGAACGACACGGAGCCCAUUGUGCUGGAGGGGAAAUGCCUGGUGGUGUGCGACUCGAACCCGGCUUCGGACGCCAAAGGCUCCUCGUCUCCGCUCGGCAUCUCGGUGCGCGCCGCCAACUCCAAGGUGGCGUUUUCAGCCGUGAGGAGCAACAACCACGAGCCGUCAGAGAUGAGCAACAAAACGCGCAUCAUCUACUUCGACCAAGUUCUUGUCAACAUAGGAAACUAUUUCACAUUGGACUCUGUAUUUCUGUCCCCUCGCAAAGGCAUCUACAGCUUCAACUUUCAUGUUAUUAAAGUAUAUCAGAGCCAAACUAUACAGGUGAACUUGAUGUUAAAUGGAAAGCCAGUCAUCUCUGCCUUUGCAGGUGACAAAGACGUGACACGAGAGGCUGCUACCAAUGGCGUUCUCCUCUACCUGGACAAGGAGGACAAAGUUUACCUGAAACUAGAGAAGGGAAAUCUAGUGGGUGGGUGGCAGUAUUCCACCUUCUCUGGAUUCCUCGUUUUUCCUCUGUGAAAAAGAGGGCGUGACUGCCAGCUUUUCCACACGCCAACAACAUAACGCCAUUGUUUAAGCGAUCUGUCAGCAUCAACAAGAAGGGCCUGGACUGGAGGAAUUCCUCCAAAUGCUCAUUCAUUCACUGUUUGCCCAAAGUGUGAAAAGGACCUUUGGAGAAAUAUCGUUGUGGCAUGUGUGUUCCUGUUUUCAUGAUGCAAAGACACAUCUAGGGACCUGCUGCGAGUCUUUGUUGCCUUCAUACAGUAUAUUUAACAAAUUCAACCGAAGUAUUUAAUGUCUUUCAAAGCAGUGGAUUUUUCUUACCAUGCGUCAAAUAUUAGUCACUUUUCUGAUGUCUGUAGGGUCAAUCAAUGUCAUUUGUAUCUGAUCACGCAUUAACUGUUUGAUAUGAUAGCACUUUUCUUUGAAGAAUUCCGAAGGUACACGAUUUCCUUUAGUGCUUACACAUCAUAGGGAGCUUUAGGAUAAAUGAUUAAGAAUGUACACCUAAACUCACCUAAACCUCAACUCAAUAAAUAUGGGGUGACUAAACUGGAACCUUUGAAGAUCUCAUUUCCUACAUA
Messenger RNA from Clarias gariepinus (North African catfish), 1606 nucleotides. RefSeq names its product cerebellin 4 precursor (gene cbln4). The transcript has 3 exons. Bases 456 to 1040 code for a protein of 194 amino acids. The record is from RefSeq and is a predicted model, not a curated record. Gene Ontology annotation, molecular function: protein binding. Lineage: Eukaryota; Metazoa; Chordata; Actinopteri; Siluriformes; Clariidae.